Molecule: messenger RNA, 3506 nt
Organism: Labeo rohita (rohu)
Lineage: Eukaryota; Metazoa; Chordata; Actinopteri; Cypriniformes; Cyprinidae
Product: cytosolic phospholipase A2 gamma-like
Exons: 24
Coding region: 71-2878 (935 amino acids)
Biological process (GO): glycerophospholipid catabolic process
Cellular component (GO): nuclear envelope; cytosol; nucleoplasm
Molecular function (GO): calcium ion binding; calcium-dependent phospholipid binding
Source: RefSeq, a predicted model, not a curated record
UCGGUAUGAGACACAACGGCUGCUGUUGUCAUUGGUGAAUCUCAGGAUUUUACAAGACAAGUCAAGAACAAUGGGAACGUGUCCAUCUCAUGAAAGCAGUGGUAAGGUGAGAAUCAGUCCCUCUCUACAUAAGAAGGAAAAAGAAUUUGUAGCCAAAAGAAGAAAAUUUGUUCUUAAAAGCCUGCAGAAACUCAACAUAAACUGCAGUAAGGAUAAAGUGCCAAACAUUGCAUUGCUGGGUUCUGGAGGAGGACAAAGAGCCAUGGUGGGUUUGCUGGGAUCUCUGGUUGAGCUUGAUAAAGCAGGUCUUCUGGACUGCAUCCUUUAUCUGAGCGGAGUCUCUGGAUCCACCUGGUGCAUGGCCUCCUUAUACCAUGAACCAGACUGGUCCACCAACCUAGACACUGUGAAAGACAAAAUCAUCAAGAGACUCAAUGGACCAGGAGUCAACGCGGGAGAUGCAUUUGCCCAAUUGUGUAAAUAUCAUAGGAAAGACUUCUUCAGCUUGACUGAUGUCUGGGCAGUGAUGGCUGUCACAGAAUUUGUGAAAAAGAUCGACAACUGCACACUCACAGAUCAAUGGAACAAGCACAAAAAAGUUCCGUUUCCCAUCUACACAGUGAUCGACAAGCGAUUCAAACAGCAAGGAGAAGAAGAUCUCAGCGAGAAAGAAACUUUCGAUUCCUGGUUUGAGAUCAGUCCAUAUGAAGCAGGUUAUUCCCUCAUCGGAGCAUUUGUGGACACCCCCAGCUUCGGCAGCCAGUUUGACAAUGGCUGUAAGAUCAAGAGCCAGCCUGAAAUGGACAUGCUGUACCUGCAAGCUCUGUGUGGCAGCGCUAUGGCUGAUGGUUAUAAUAACAUGAAUUACAUCUGGGAACAAAUAAAAGUUUACCUGUCUGAUUUAAUAUCUAAGAUCAAAAACUGGUUACCUAAGGAAAUAGACGAAGUUUUAAACUCACUUGUACAGAAGGGAACCAAGGUGCUCAUGGAUCUUGUGGACAUGAAUCUCUCUGUUUUGAGUGGCAAAGAUCCUUCUGAAUUUCACGAAUCCAUCAGAACAAAACUGAACGAGAUUGCUGAAAAAGGACAGCAGAUGUUUCAAGUGAAAAUACUGAAUUUUGCUGACAAAGAAGCUACAAAAUGGCAUAUUAAGAACUACACCUUGGAUUUAAUUGACUAUUUUAAUGGUUGGCUCAAUUUCUGGCCAUUCGAUGUUUUCUUGAGCACAUGUAGGUGUGUGUCUCUGUUCACCUGGGGCAGAAAAUAUGACUUUCUCCACAACAUGAAACAUAAAGCAGUGCCUGCUGCUCUUCUGGAAAGUGAGACGAGAGACUAUGAAGAUGCAGGACUGUUGCUGAACUCACCCUACUUCUCAGUGCUGAGAGAAGAAAGAAACAUUGACCUCAUCAUUUCCCUGGAUUUCAGUGAGGGCGAUCCUUUCGAGACGGUGAGAAAAGCUGCCACGAUGUGUGAAAACCAAAACAUCCCUUUCCCUGAUGUCCAGAUUCCCAGUGAAGACCUGGAGAAACCAAAGGACUUCUAUGUGUUCAAAGGCAAAAACGCUCCAACUGUGAUUCACAUCCCUCUGUUUAAUAAGCACAACUGUGGAGAGCCCUGGUUUGAGAUCAGUCCACAUGAAGCAGGUUAUUCCCUCACUGGAGCAUUUGUGGAAACAUCCAGCUUCGGCAGCCAGUUUGACAAAGGCCAUAAGAUCAAGGAGCAGCCUGAAAUGGACAUGCUGUACCUGCAAGAUAACAAAAUCUGUCACAACUCCUGGUUUGAGAUCAAUCCAUAUGAAGCAGGUUAUUCCCUCACUGGAGCUUUUGUGGAAACAUCCAGCUUCGGCAGCCAGUUUGACAAAGGCCGUAAGAUCAAGGAGCAGCCUGAAAUGGACAUGCUGUACCUGCAAGCUCUGUGUGGCAGCGCUUUAGCUGAUGGAGAGGAGAAUGCAAAAUUCAUCUGGGAAAAAAUAGAAGAUUUAAUGCCUACAAUAAAAUCAGAAAUGAUUGAGGAACUGAGGAAAGAUCCAAACUCCCCAUCUGUUUACCAGGUGCUCAUGGAUCUUGUGGAGAUGAAUCUCGCCUUUUUGAAUGGCAAAGAUCCUUCUGCUUUUGAUCAAAAAAUCAGAGAAACACUGACAGAGCUUGCUGGAGACAAACAUCACAUGAUUUUUCCAGGGGAAAAACUGAAUGUUGCUGAUAAAGAAGCUGCAAAACUGUAUAUGAAGCGAUUCACUGAGGAUGUAUGUACUGAUUUAAAUCAGUUACCUUCGGAGACUGCAGAUAUUAUCUUGAGAAUUUUUGUAUGCAUAUGUCAAUGGAUCUGGGGCAGGAAAUAUAACUUCCUCUACCAAAUGGCGGAUAAAGCCGUGCCUUCCGCUCUUCAGAAAAGUGAGACGAGAGACUAUGAAGAUGCUGGACUGCUACUCAGCUCAUCUUACUUCUCAGUGUUAAGGGAAGAAAGAUACAUUGACCUCAUCAUUUCCCUUGAUUUCUGCAACAAGGAAGCGUUCAAGACAGUGACUGACGCUGCUGAUAUGUGCAAAAAACAGAACAUCCCUUUCCCUGAAGUCAACAUUCCCGAUGAAGACGUGGACAACCCGAAGGACUUCUAUGUGUUCAAAGGCCAAAAUGCUCCAACCGUGAUUCACAUCCCUCUGUUUAAUGUGGUCAACUGUGGAGAGGCUCUUAAGGAAAUGAAGCACAAAUAUGAGACCUUUCAAGCUCCUUACAACACUGAGAAGAUCACUGAAUUAAUGAAAUUAGCUGGAAAAAACAUCUCAAACAACAAGGAGAAACUGCUGGAACAGAUUGGUGCAGUCAUUGAGCAGAAAAGGCAACAGCUGGCAUCUGAAAAUCAGUGGUGCACAGCGUUCUGAGAUGAGGCAAAGUCCUCACUGUUUGUUUUAAUGUUUUUCUUGAUGUAAAAUUAUGUUUCAGUUACUGCUGGAACAUUUUUCAGGUUAAAUAAAUGAACAUCACUUACACUUUCAAGGAAACAACAACUAUGUAACUAAUGUUCUCUUUAUUAAAACAAAAUAUAAUUAUCAUCAAGCUUUUUAAGCAUGGGUCAUAUUGCAUGCAUACUUUAUACUGUUCUUACCAAUAGUCAACUUAUUUUGGAACUAUUAGUUUUCAGAUUAUGUUUUCUAGUUAUUUCAAGUCUGAAUGUGAUUUUAAGUGGUGAUAUCUAAGUGAGUUGCUGGCUUACCUUUUAAUUAAUCUUGUCAUGAACACAUUAUUUGUUCAUUCAGAUGGAUUUGCAGAUGCAGAACGUGCAUGGAAUUGAGAGGUGGGGUUUAACAGGACAAUAACAGCGUGAUUUGUUUAAUGUCUUGCAUGUUUCAGUCUCUUCCUUCAUGCACAACUUUCAUUAAGCAAACAUUCAUAAUCAUUAAUAAUCAAAUCAGCCAUAACACAGAUGUGAUUACAGUUAUGAUUGCUGAUUCAAAUAUUGUAUUACUCCGUUUCUGUACCAAUUAAUUAAUAAAUUGUUCUUUUAAAACA